AUGCGGUGCGGAGCCUGCGGCCGGGCGGUACUGGCACUGGUGACCCUGUCCCUCAGCUUUGCGGCCGAGGAUUUCCUCUGUGUUUGCGACGUCCCCCAUUGCGGCCAGCCCACCUGCACGGGCAAGGUGUGCUUUGUCAGCAAGAGGAAGGAGGAGGACGGGACCAUCAUCCAGCACCGGGGCUGCUUCUCUCAGAACAUCCUGGAGAACUGCCACACACCCGUGACGGAGCAGUACGGCAUGACGUGCUGCCAGUCCAGCAUGUGCAACACCGAGCUGGAGAUCUUCCUGCAAGGAGAAAAGGCCCUGGGAAAGGCGCUUUCCCUGCCCAACCUCCUCUUGAUGAUCUUCGUCCCACUGCUCGCCCUCCUCGUCCUUGCGGCGCUCACGGCUCUCUUCUGCUGGAAGGUGGCCCAGCACCGCCACAAGAAAAGUGACUUUGGAGACAUGGACCUCAUGCUGAAGGCAUCCAUAGUGGGAGACAGCACUCUGGAGGACCUGCUGAAUGAUGACUGCACCACGGGGAGCGGCUCGGGGCUGCCCUUCCUCGUCCAGCGAACGGUGGCUCGGCAAAUCACCCUUGUGGAGUGCGUGGGCAAAGGACGCUAUGGUGAGGUGUGGCGCGGCAUGUGGCAUGGGGAGAGCGUGGCCGUGAAGAUCUUCUCUUCCCGGGAUGAGCAGUCAUGGCUCCGCGAGACAGAGAUCUACAACACCGUCCUCCUCCGGCAUGACAACAUCCUGGGCUUCAUUGCCUCCGACAUGACAUCAAGGAACUCCAGCACCCAGCUCUGGCUCAUCACCCACUACCAUGAGAACGGCUCACUCUAUGAAUACCUGCAGAGGAUGGCCCUGGAUGUGGAGACCUGCCUGGGCUUGGCCUCCUCCAUCAUCUGUGGCCUUGUCCACCUCCACGUGGAGAUCUUCGGUACUCAGGGCAAGCCCGCUAUUGCCCACCGCGACCUGAAGAGCAGGAACAUCUUGGUGAAAAGCAACCGGCAGUGCUGCAUCGCAGACCUGGGACUGGCCGUCAUGCACUCUCAGGGCAGCGACUACCUGGACAUUGGCAACAACCCCCGGGUGGGCACCAAGCGCUACAUGGCCCCAGAGGUGCUGAGCGAGCAGAUUCGCACUGACUGUUUUGAGUCCUACAAGAAGACAGACAUCUGGGCGUACGGGCUGGUGCUCUGGGAGAUCACCCGGCGCACGGUGGUGAACGGCAUCGUGGAGGAGUACCGGCCGCCUUUCUUCGAUGCCGUCCCCAGCGACCCCAGCUUCGAGGACAUGAAGAAGGUGGUGUGCGUGGACCAGCAGACCCCUGUGGUCCCCAACCGACUCUUCUCCGACUCAGUUUUGUCAACACUGGCAAGGGUGAUGAAGGAGUGCUGGUACCAGAGCCCCUCAGCACGUCUCACCGCCCUGCGCAUCAAAAAGACACUGAAGAAGCUGAACAGUUCCCUGGAAAAGCCCAAGCUGGAGCAGUGA
Molecule: messenger RNA, 1482 nt
Organism: Mesitornis unicolor (brown roatelo)
Lineage: Eukaryota; Metazoa; Chordata; Aves; Mesitornithiformes; Mesitornithidae
Gene: ACVRL1
Product: activin A receptor type II-like 1
Exons: 9
Coding region: 1-1482 (493 amino acids)
Biological process (GO): angiogenesis; cellular response to growth factor stimulus; transforming growth factor beta receptor signaling pathway
Cellular component (GO): plasma membrane; BMP receptor complex
Molecular function (GO): transforming growth factor beta receptor activity, type I; ATP binding; SMAD binding
Source: RefSeq, a predicted model, not a curated record